Colletotrichum orchidophilum is the source of this 1509-nucleotide messenger RNA. RefSeq lists its product as uncharacterized. The record is from RefSeq and is a predicted model, not a curated record. The transcript is spliced from 3 exons. The coding region runs from base 1 to 1509 and encodes 502 amino acids. Lineage: Eukaryota; Fungi; Ascomycota; Sordariomycetes; Glomerellales; Glomerellaceae.
AUGGCGGCUUACAACAUCUCGUCAGGCUUCGUCAACGUAUAUCAGUCAGUUGACAAAACCAAGCGUCCCCUCACUACAUCGCUGGCCGUCGCGAGCUCGGCACCCUCGCCAUCUGGCGACAACGAGAAAAUCAAAGCCACGCUGCCCGAAUACUACACCGCACCGCCAUGGCGGCUCCUCUGGGACGACUUGGUGCUCUUCAUCAGGUGCAUCGGAUUCAUUCCUUUCGUCAUCUCCCCCCUAUGGUAUCCUCGGCGAGAAGGAGUAAGCUAUCCAAAGCUCGACAAGUCGUGGGUGCCCAAAUGGCUCCUAUGGGGCCCCGUUGACCGCACCAUCUCAGCCUUCCAGACUUGGUUCCAGGGCAUUGUCGAUCCCUACUAUCCCUCCGGCGAGAUGGAUGAGCUCUAUCCUUCGGCUGGAAACCUCUGGUGUCUUGCCGUGCAUGGAGUCCUCAUCGUGACGCAGCUCACUUUCCUCAUUUCGCUGCCUUUCCUCGCCACCCUCCCAUUCCAACUAUUCGUCCUUUACAUCGGCGGAUUCAUCUUCUUCAACUAUAUCGCUUGUUUACAGCUCAAUGCCGGUACCGAGAACAACUUGCUCAAAUCUCAGCAUGCUCUGUGGCCCGAGGCGGCUAAUUGGAAGUCCCUGGACCCGAACGAGAAUUAUAGCGAAGAAUGGAUCUUCUUGAACGGCGUAUCUGUUGGCUCGCACUGGCUGCAGGGAAACAUCAACAGACUAUCGCGGACCUUUCAACGUCCCAUCACGGGUGUCCACAAUAGAACGGCUGGAAUAAUCUUUGACCUCAUCCAGUGUCUCUUAGAGCGAUGCUUUUACUUUGGUACCUCGGACACCAGAACUUGCUAUGCGCUCAUCACAGCUGCUCUGGACCCUGCGCAGAAGAAAGACAAAACCGUUCUGAUCCUACACUCUCAGGGUGGCUUAGAGGGCAGUAUCAUCCUUGAUUGGCUUCUCUCCAAUUACCGCAGAGAGACCUUGCAUAAGCUGGAGAUCUACACUUUCGGAAAUGCUGCCAACCACUUCAACGAUCCCGAAUCGUCUCUCAAAGAACACGUUUUUGGGCACAUUGAGCACUACGGCAACACUGGAGACUUUGUAUCCCAAUGGGGGGUUAUCCACUUCAAGUCUCUGGUUGCUGAGCAGAGCAACCCCGAGCCAACGGAUGGAAGGCAUCCCCUCUUGCCCAUAGUGGAUGAUAUUUUACGCCUGGACAAGAGACAAAACACUUUUGCUGGACUGCUUUUCGAGAUUAACGUGUUGGGUCAUCUGCUCAAUCAGCACUACCUCGACAGGCUUUUCCCCUUGAACAAAACCCUGACUGGCGUCGUAGAAACUAAGGGCAGGCCGCCGAUGGAGUCCUUUAUGGACAAGCGCAUGAAAGCUGGAAACGGCCGUUGCGACAUCGAAGGCCACAGGGUAUGUCAAAAGAGCAGGCUAUGGGAGUACAUCAACGGCAAAAGGCCCAAGGAUUCUGUUUCAAAGAAGUCAUAG